Centropristis striata (black sea bass) is the source of this 702-nucleotide messenger RNA. It is a transcript of the gene hspe1, whose product is annotated as heat shock 10 protein 1. NCBI's taxonomy places the organism in Eukaryota, Metazoa, Chordata, Actinopteri, Perciformes, Serranidae. The record is from RefSeq and is a predicted model, not a curated record. Bases 231 to 530 code for a protein of 99 amino acids. The transcript is spliced from 4 exons. Gene Ontology annotation, cellular component: mitochondrial matrix. Gene Ontology annotation, molecular function: ATP binding; metal ion binding; protein-folding chaperone binding.
AACACACCUGAAGGUCAUUAAACGGCUUUAAUCGACGUGAACGUGCCGCGUUCACGUCGGUAGGUGUUGCGGAAAAUUCUAGAAGCUGAACAUUCUUGUGCCAAGCUCGGGUCACGCAGUGCGCAUGCGCAGACCAUUUCACGUGGAGAGAUUCCCCUCAGUGUGUCAGAGACAGAAAACCGGGCUGCAGCAGCUUCACGUCGACCCUCAGACCGCUCACACAUCCAGACAUGGCCUUCAGGAGAUUCCUGCCGCUGUUCGACCGCGUGCUGGUGGAGCGUUUCACCGCCGAGACGGUGACGAAGGGCGGCAUCAUGCUGCCGGAGAAGGCGCAGGGCAAAGUGGUGCAGGCCACGGUGGUGGCGGUCGGACCCGGCGCCGUCAACCAGAAGGGGAACCUGCUCCCGGUCAGCGUGAAGGUCGGAGAGAAAGUCCUGCUGCCGGAGUACGGAGGAACUAAAGUCAACCUGGACGACAAGGAUUAUUUCUUGUUCCGUGACGGAGACAUCCUCGGAAAAUACGUGGAUUGAGUCUUGGUAGUUUUGUUGCUGUAGAUCGUUUCAAGUCAUCUUUCCCCAGAGAGAAGAAAUAAGUCGCCUCUUUCAUGUCUGUUUCUUUUUUUUUUUCUUCUUUUUUUAUGUUAUUGAAAUUGUAAAUAAUUCUAAUCACAUUUGGUUACAAUAAUAAAGGUGUAAUAAAACA